UGUAUAGUUGCAGUGUAUCUGUUUUAUCACAGAUUGCGUAUCAAUAUCGUGAUAUCGCCAAGCAGUCAAACAUGAGCAAUUCGGACUGCUUCCGAUAACUCUUGCGUCAGCAAAAGGUCGAUAACAUGGCUUGAUUAGUCAUUGGAUGAAAUCUUGUGAUAUAGUCCAGGUCUCUUCCGUUCUUGUAAUUGAUUCUAUAAGCUCUUUACACUAUCUUUCUCGUGAUACUCAAUUUCUCCGCAAAUAUACCGCAAAUAUACCAUUUUUUCAGUUCAAAAGUUCUACCUAAAACAAAAUUGGGUUCCCUGUGGAACUAAUAAGAAGAGCUAGACUGGGCUAGACUUAAAACAUAUUCGACUGCGCGUCAAUUGUGGUAUUUAGAUUUUUCUAAAGUUGAAUUGUUUUCAGAAAACAGGCUGUGUCGUAACAUGCGCAACAAGAACUAAAGAAGGCAGAAGUUGAGUAAACUUUUUCAGGUUUAAUUACGUUCAAAAAAUGUUCAAACAACUACAUCGAAUUGAGUGUGCGUAUCAGCAAGAAAUACAGCUAAAAUGAAAGUUUCGUUCAAUGAAGGCUAUAAACAUCGACCUCACGUAUCCAAAUCGACCUGGUUGCUAGAUUCAAACGUAAUGGAGCCAGACUUUCGAGUUCUUGAUUUGCUCGGCGAAGGCUCUUUUGCCCAGGUCUUCAAAUGCGUGGAGAAGAAGACAAAAGCUCCAUUUGCCCUGAAGGAGUUCGACACGACAAAAGAUGGCUACGAGAGAAAUAUUGUUCAACAAGAGAUUAAGAUAUGGAAAGGCUUGGAACAUGAAAACAUUGUUAAAUUGUAUGCGAACUUCAGGAGUGGAAAAUAUCUUUAUUUUGUCAUGGAGUUUAUGGAAGGAGGUAAUUUGUUCAACGACAUGAUGGAGAGGCAUAGAUAUAGUGAGAAAGAAGCAGCGAGUAUUUUAAGACAGGUCCUUGAGGCACUCCAGUAUCUCCACUCCAAGCGAAUAGUCCACAGAGACAUAAAACCAGAUAACAUUCUCCUCCAAUCAAAACGCUCCCCUGAUUCACGACAGCCAAUUAUUGCAAAGAUAGGUGACUUUGGAUUCGCUGUAAGACUUCCUAAAGACUCUGACGUCAUUCACUGUCAAGCCAAGGGAGCCCCAAUGUUUUUAGCCCCUGAGACCAUCCUCGAGGAUCCUAUUGGGUGUCCUGUUGAUAUCUGGUCAUGUGGGGUGUUGCUGCAUACAAUGAUUGUUGGCUAUCCGCCAUUUUGGGACGAUAAUAAUGAAAAAAUGCUCUUGUCGGCUGUUCGCGGGCAGUAUUCGCUCAGCACCACAUGUUGGAGAAAGGUUUCUUCAUCUUGUAAAGACCUAGUCAAGAGGAUGUUGUGUGUGUCGUCGUCACAAAGAGUUACAGCGUCGUCAGCGUUGAAGCACCCUUGGGUGUUUAAAAUGUCCCUAUCGUCACCAUGCCCCCAUCGAAAAGAACACAAAUUUCUUUGUCAACAGACUUUAAGUACUAAACUAAAAAGCACUUUAUCAAAGCUUCAUGCGAGCAUGGGGUGUACGCAAGCACUUGGUGUUAGUAAGUUCAAAGGGAAGUUCUUUCCGCUUCAUCAUUCGGCACAUAAUCUAUCAACUCUAUCGAUAUAAAUGCAAGCAGCAAAUCUUGGGUUGCGUGGAAUAACGGAGGAUGUGUAUACUCAAGACAACAGUAAAUUGCACACGGUCGACGCAAAAUUGUCACAGCAACGCGCGACGAUAAACAGUCCAGUUAAAAUCAAGUUUAAUAAAUCCCUGAAAGCUUCCGCUCUUACGUUUUCUGUACAGAAUCUUAUGAUGCAACAGUUGUAUUUUUUGCUAGAAAAAAAAUACUUAUUAAAAAUAAUAGCAAAAGUGCAUGGGUAGAUUCUGUUUCCCAUCAUGCCUUCUUCUGGAAAAUGAACGGUGCCCAUUGUUAUCAAUAUUGAACACCAAUCAGAGGAGUUGCUUUUAUCACGUGGUUAGGAAUCAUUUGACCUAGAAUUGACUUGAUUGGAAAAGUAUUUAUUAAUGUUUCGUUAUGCGAGUUUUUUUAUGAACACUCGUUAGCCUUAUCGAUUCCCAUAAACUCCAUGUACGGUGUGUCGCGUGUUAACAAUAUCGCUUUCUUCUGAAUGACGUCAGUAAAUAUAUGAUGUUCUAUUAUGUGCAUGCUCCGCAACAGAAUCAACCUCGUUUCCAGGACUUUUGGGCCUUCGCGCCUUUCCUGACUUAAAGCGAAGGGAUAAAGGUCCUGGGAACGAGGUUGCAACAGCACUAGCUAGAGCUCGAUAAUAAACAAAUGUGAAAAUUAUGAAGAUUAAUACGACAUACUAUCAAAUAAUUAUCUUCGGAAACUUGGGGUUUUUUGAGUGUGCCGGGAACAAUUUAAAAAUGGGCGCGCCAGCAACGCCAUUUUAUGCAGUAAAGCGUGAUGCUAGUUGUAGUCCACGUACUUGAUGUCCGCUAAAACAAUCCUUCUAAAAUGUGCUUGCUUUUUAUAAGCCGUUCUACAAAGUAAGCGUAAAAAAAUGUCGCUUUCAAGGAUAUAUUUUAGGGUCUAUAAUAAGUGUGAGGACUAGAACUACCAUCAUGCUCUGCGGAACAAAUGGACAGCGUUGCUGCACAUUGCAUUGCCUAUAGACCAAAUCGGCUAACGCGUUGCUAUAUACGUUACCACCCAAUUCAAAUCCUGUGGGAAAAAGAAGUUUUGUUUCUAAGAAUUCAUCUGUGAAAUGAAAAUACAAAGAACAAUGAAACUUACUCCCGGGUAGUUUGAAUUGGGUGUAAAUGUUUAUAGCAAAGCGUUUAGCCCAUUAGGUCGAUUGCAAGAAAUCGAAUCAAGCAGUAGUCUUUUCCAUUUCCGAGCAGGGUUACGAAGAAUCGCAGAAAGUGUUCUGUACUUUUUGUACCGGCUUUGCACACAAAAAAAUAUUACAUGUUAUUAGAUAUUAUACUUGUUGGCCAUAAUAAUGUGGUGUUGUA
Exaiptasia diaphana is the source of this 2993-nucleotide messenger RNA. Its product is annotated as calcium/calmodulin-dependent protein kinase type II subunit gamma. Gene Ontology annotation, biological process: protein phosphorylation. The transcript is spliced from 3 exons. The coding region runs from base 552 to 1640 and encodes 362 amino acids. Gene Ontology annotation, molecular function: ATP binding; protein kinase activity. The record is from RefSeq and is a predicted model, not a curated record. NCBI's taxonomy places the organism in Eukaryota, Metazoa, Cnidaria, Anthozoa, Actiniaria, Aiptasiidae.